GGGGGGAGUUAAGUUAAGGCUGAAGACCAGGUGAGAGUGUACACAUCUGCAUCCCUGUCUGCUGGGUGUGUUUGAUGGCUGCUGUCCUUGGAGAGUGGCUGGCAAACUCUUCUUCCCUCCAGUGGGAAUGCUGGACUAGAAUAUCAUGAAUUUCCAGCACCCGUAGAACUAGAUGGUGGAAGAGGGCCAGGACAGCUUCUUAACCUCAUGCCCACCUGUUCCUAAGGUUUCCUUGCCUGUAGCACAUUGCUAGGGAAGUGAAAGGAGCUGACCUUUUGCGCCUUGAAUAAAGCAUCAGCUUUUCUUGAUUUCAGUAACAUUUAUGUGGGGCUGGGUGUAAAAAUGUUACUGCUUUGGCUGCUGAUAUGCCUGAGGAUGACUCACUGGGAAAGGGUCCUGGAAGAGUGUCCUUUCUUGUCAAAAGCUUUGUCACUUAUGGUAAAGUUCACUGGAGGUGGGGGAUCAAAAUAUCUCCACAGGACUGACAGUAAGCCUGCAGCAUCUCCAGAUUUAGGUGCCUGGCUUUCCAAAAGCUACAAGGUUUAUUCCAAAUCUGAGAGUUCUAGUGGGAGUUUGGCAUUUGUGACAAGCCUGCUGAGAGCCUAUCUGCAUUUCUAAAUAAGUAAAUGUCUUCAGAAGUCAGCCUCCUGAAUUGCUCUAGAUCCACCAGAGUUGUGACACAGCCUCAUUUCCUUCCUUUGUGAGUGCAGGUUAGGGCCAAAUUCUACUGUGUUUGCUAAGGCAAAGCUUCUUCUGGCAGCAAAACAAGCCUUCUGCAUCAGUUAGAUGGUACUCUGGAUGACCUCAGAUUUUUGUGUCUCAGUCUUCUGAGAUUUACACCAUGAAGUCUAAGUAGCAACUUUUGUUGGCAGCAUUGAAUUCAGAGCAGACCUUGACCUAUUUGAAGUCAAGAAGCUUCACUGCUUUCCCACAGCUGGAGGAGAUGUUGUUACUGAGCAGCUGCCUAUUACUGAGCAGCUGAGGAGGGAAUGUGACUCGUGAAGUCAUGCUCUGCUCUUAGAAGCAAGGAUGCACAUCUGGAGCAAACUCACUGACCUUGGUGGAGUUGUUCUAGCUUUUAGACACUGCAGUCAGUUAUGGAUCCUGACCCUGUGCAGCUUCAGCGGCUGCAAAAGGAGGAGAGAAGGGCUCAGUUGGCAUGUUUUGUUUUCCUGCAGCUGGGAGUUUGCACCAUGAAUGAUAUCUCUCCCAGAUGGAGCAGAUUUUAGAGGCUGAAAUAUCUCCUUGAGAAAGUUUUAUCAGGGACAAAUUUAUCUGUGGUUGGGGUGUGGGACUCUGACGUUCCUGAGGGAUGAGACCCAUAGCAAAUUUUGGAAAGAAGCUGCUAUGCAUACACCACCUCUCUAUAGCAGUGAGUUAUUCAGGCUAUGCUUACUGUAAAUCCUGCUUGCCUGUCGAUUUAAUAGCAGAUAUCUGCAGAAGCUCCAGAGUUUAGCAUUUCACUUGGAUUAAUUUGUCUUUGGAUGCAGAGCCAAUGUUUUCCUUCAUUUUUCCGGCAGUGUCGGAGGCUGUGUCUGCAUAUCUCAGUGGCUUAACUCGCAUUGAAGCUUUGGUUACAAGCAGGAAGUUGCUUUAAUGUACAAGAAUUUGAAUGUGGGAGAGUAUUUCAGACUUGCCGACCUCUACUUUGGCUGUGCCAGUGAUUAUUACUGAAGUGAUUAAAAGUUUCUGAAGGAGAGGAGAGGUUUGUUAGUGGCUCUGUGGUUUGUGUGGGUUUGCCUGUUUGUUUGUGUAAAAGUCACCUCCCAUCCAUGCAAACCAGUUUAUGUGGACACAUCCAUACAUUCAGCAUUUAGCAUACGUUCUCCUGCUGAUUAUUUUUCCACCAGCAUUUUGAUGCUGCGGUUAUUGGAGCUGCUUGUGGAUUGUAGCUCAAACUCAGAGGAGAGCCCUGUUCCAUCUGAGAUGCUCACCAUAUGAAUCCCCCUGGCUACCUGCCACGGCUCACUGUUCCCUGUAGGCUUGGAUGGUCGGUGUUCCUGCUGCCAGCCACCCAGUUCCUCUGAACGAGAAUGGGAAAACACAUUCCUUCCAUUGUUCCUAAGUUUCUCCUCUUGCAGGUUGCUGCGUGUUUGAUAUCAGGGUGCAAAAGAAUCUAAGCUAUGCUUGUUUUUCUGUCUUUUUAACUAAUUUACUGACUAGGAAAGAAUGAGAAAAAAUUAUUUGAAUUAAGCCCAUCGGGCCAAUUCAUCAGGGAGGAUAAAUCAGUGCAGCUCUGUGAGUUCUGCAAAGCCACAGGCAAGUUAAAUCACAUUGCUGUCUGGCUGCUGAGAUUCUCUACCUGUGCUCACAGAGCAGAUGUAAAUGUCUGGAGAGGGCAGGACAUAGCAGAGUCCUUCUCAAGGACAAAAGCCAAAGCAAAAACUCUAAGUGUGGCAGCUGUCUCUCUUCCAGAUCUGUUCUUUUUUCCUCGUUUUUCUUUUUUUUCCUUUUUUUUUCCCAAUGGGAGAAACAGUAAAAUUGUGGCAAGAAGAAUGAAAUUACAGAGGGCUGUUAACCCAGCACUGAUCAGCUCCUUAUUCUAGCCUUUAUGUGCUUCAGUUAGCAGGCAGGGGACUCCCACAUGUCUAAGCCACAGUCCUGCAUGAGCAGCAUGGGUAGACUAUCCUGGUGGGAAACAUUUUCUCAAGAUAGAGAUCUGAAAUACUUCUUAUUCUGCAAUUGAAGUCAUACUUACCAUGUUGCUUGGUAAUGCUUUAUGUAAAAAAAGAAAGCUGUCAGAAGAUGCUAACAGGACAAAGUCCUUGAAUCUAGUAAUCAACAAGAAUGAAGGUUGUAUACAUCACCUCUCACACUAAUAACCAAAGCCCCGCUGUUCCUGUUCAAGCCUGUUGUCUGGUUACUGUCAGGAAUAUCAGUGGGACCCUUUCAUUGUGUAGGGCGAAGUCCUCAAUCUAAAUAUUGCCUGUCAGUGAUAUGCUUGGAUGAAGGGAAAAUGACGCAGUAGCGCAUGGUGCAGUUCUUAGCGCUGCGCUCUGCGGUAGACCUGUUGGGUGAUCCUGUGUAAGUCACUUCACCUCUUGAGGCCUUUGUUUCCUUUUCUGGAAAAUGGGAUAAAUGGGCCUCUCUUGGAUAAGGCAGCCCAGGGGUUGCCAAAGAAAUGCGAUAACACAGAGGUGUGACGUACAAGACCAAUAAUCAUCAAUUACAAUGUUUGACUGUUCAUGAGUUCAACCAAAGAGCGACUGUUGCUCACAGCUGCCAUCACCUCUGAGUGAUCUCAGAACUUUUUUCCUGCAGCCCGAGGGAGAGCGUUGCUUUCCAGAAAAUACAUCUUUUGUCUCCUGCAAUUUCUGCUGCAGCACAUGAUGCUGUCACGUAUCCGUAGCCAUCUGCACCUUGGCCCUCACCAGAAUCAGAAUGAUGAGCAUUGCUUGGUUGUUCCCUUCCGCCAAGAAAUCAUUCCACAUGGCUUUCAUUUGCCUGCUUUUGGUGCUAGGGAGAAAAGACAAGGAAGAGAGACAGGCUACUUCUUGCACAUUGCUGAAAAACACAGUAGAAAAAAUCUAUAUAUACCUCUGCAUAUGUGACUGUCAUCUCUGCUUUCACCCAGAGCCUUUCUUCACAGUGGUCUGGUAAGGGUGAUCUUCCCAAAAUGUUGGUGAAGGUAAUGGUAAGAGACUUGCACAAAAGGUCCCGAUUCCCUGCUUCCCUUCCCUAGAAGACUUUAGAAGGCUUCAGUAGCUGUCUGCCAGCUCAGACAUGAUACUCGAGGUCUGAUCUGAUGCAAUUCAGGCAUCCCAAGUGAUGCUCAUCGAAGAGGAAAAAAAACAAAUAGCACCAGAUGUGGGCUGAAAGAACAAGCACACGUAGCAUCUGCCUGUGACACUGGAAAGGGAUCUGAGAGAGAAAUGAAAGCAAACUGAGUUGGGGUAGAGCACUGAACUCAGCUGGUAGAUGUUACUCAAGUUGUUGGGUUUUUUAUGUGUUAAAGUCUGAAACUGCUAAAAGCCACAGCUUUAUAUGCUGUGAAAGGAUUCACUGGUUGUGGAGUUGUCCUCUAAAAGCUACAGAGAGGGACGUAUUGCAAACAAGAAGGUUGUUUCCUGGUUUUAGAAUAUUCAUACAUUUAACCUAAGUGUCCUGAAGGGAGUUUUCUUUCAGUGCCUGUUUUUUUCUUUUGCUUUGGGAAAGUUUUAAUCAGAGCAUAAAGAGAGGUGUGGGUUGCAGCUCUCCCUGUAGGCAGAGAGAUACUAUGCCCAAGAUCUAUAACAUGAAAUAUCAUUUCAUGGACUUCACAUCUUUCUAAAGAGUCCUCCUUAUUUUUAGUGAAAAUGAGGAAGGGACAGAGCACAUUUCAGAUCUACUCUGCCCCUGAAUUCACCAGAAGGGCUCUGAGCCCCAAAAGACAAAUUCAGUGAGAGACACAUCAAGCGGAUGCCAUUAUGGUCCGACUUCUUUCUAAUUGGCCUCAUCUGUUAUGCUUAUUUUUAGAACCAUGACUGAACCUUAAUUAAGAGCGACAUUGCUUUGAGUAGAUUGUGGCCCCGCUCCGUUGAAAUCCUAAUAGGCUUCUGGUGCUUUAGUUUUUCCUUCAUCUCCUGCUUAAUAGCUGGGCAUAGGGACUGAAGCAUGUUAGGAUAUCUGGAGAAGGCAUCCUUGUUACAUUAGUGCUCCUGGGUACGACCAUCUUGGAAGCAUGAGCACAGCAGUGAAAAAUCAGACCCUUGCUUGUACUUCACAGAUACAUAUAUCCAGGUACAUAGUCAUUCUGAGAGACUAUACAGGAACUGCUACCAUCGAGAUCUCUUCACAUAGUCAUCCGCCUGCAGUUCUUGCUGGCACGGCAGCAGCAGUUGGUAUUGCUGCAUGGCUCCUCACUGCUCCUUUUGGAGGCUUAGGGAAAUAGUGAAUUCUCUGGACAAGCAUAGAAAGCAGGAGAAUGGCAGUUUGAAGAAGCUAAAUUGCUUGCUUUGGUCAAGUCGGGCAUUUCUGCACAAAAGUGGAAGCUGUCAGAGGACAUGAGGCUGGUGGAUGGUUGAAGCAACACACUCCAGUUGUGUGUACUGUGGCAUCAGUAAGGAACAGUACAUAAGGAAUGGAUAUUAGACAGUACGAUGUUUUGUAUGGGUUCAGUUUGUAGCUAUGGAAAAAAGAUAAGCCAGUCUUUCUGUUGCACUGUGAAGAAAGCUUCUGAUGGCCAUUCUUUAAGUGCUGAUUAAUAUAUAGUUAGUACCAAGGAAUCUUCAUAAGGUUUGCCAUUCUGUUAUUAUUUUGCAUACAAAGCAUAAAAAUAAUUUUCUGCAGAUAUUACAGGGGAGGACACAGUCAGUUCUUCCUAAUAAAAGAGAGCUAUGGGCCUUUUCAUAGUAAAGGGCCUCAGAAAUGUCACCGUAAGCCUUGCAGCCCUGACUGCGUUGAGCAGACUGUGUUCCAGAAGACUGCUAAUGUCUUAAAACGCUGUGAUGAGUAUAGCAAGAAGGAGCACCCAGAUAACAGUAGCUGGGCACAACUAAAGACUUUAUUUCCCUUCUGUUUCCCAGUUUACAGUGUGAAUUUGGCAAUAUCUGAUAUGUAAUCAGUGUUAGAGCUGCAGCGUUGCAUUGGGGUCUGCUGACUUCUCUGGGUACGUUUGCUCUGACUUGUAGGAUGCCAGCCUGAGCUGGCUUGCCAUUUACUUGAUUGCAGGAGGUGUCCAGGAGGACCUUCUUGCAUUAUCUGAAAAGGAGAACUUCUUAGUAAUACAACUGUUCAAAUGCUUCCACAAGUAUGGUGCAGUUACAGACCUUGAGGAACUAAGAGAAAGGGUAAGGAGGUGGGAUGGUUUAGUAUUAUUGUUACAUUUUGAAAUCCUGCAGCCUCCUGAUGUUGUCGUAGGCCACUGAGCUAUACUAAAUUUGUACCAACUAAAGGUCUAUUAAUUUAUCUUAAGUCAGGAAUUAGCUGCUGCAUUUGCAAGGUUUAUCACUCAGCCCAUUUGUCUGGGUUGAAUCAGGAUCUGACACUUCCCAAAGGCAGUUCUGUCCUGCUUGCCUUAAAGAGUUUAAUCUUGCACUGUUUUUAAUUGUUUCCUGACAGUUGUGCUCUGCAGUGGUGCGAGUGUAACCAGAAGCUGUUGCAAAAUCAGCAGAUAAACCAGACCCAACUCUCUGCAGCUCUGCAAUGGGAGAUGGCUGUUUUGUAGAUGCUGUUGUAUUACACUCCAACUGCAGUCCUUUUCCCUCCUUGGGCAGCAAUACUUACAAAUUUAAGCUUAAUGAUGUACAGUGAAGCAAGGUGCUAUUUUCAGGUGUUACAGCAGGCUGCAGGCAGGGUCUUCCUGGUAUUCCCACAUGCAGGAGAGGCUGUGCCUUCCUUUCCAUCUUCUGUGCUCUACGUCAGGAGUCUCUCGAUUGAUUCAGUGGGGACUGGUCUGAGCCCUCAGUCUCUGCCAUUGGGUGUAUGUGUGCAUGCAGACCCUCCAUGUCUCCAUCCUGCCUUCUGCUCAGGGAUCACCUGCGUGUCUGCAACAUGAGACGGAGAUCAUGUGUACUGCGGCACUUCCCCUCUUGGCUUAAGCUUGGCUAGGAUUUGGUUACCCUUAAUCCACGUUUCCAGGAUCAGGCGGAGUGAAACUCCGGGCCGACCUCACUCCUGGCAUUCAACCAAACUUUUGGAGAACCAACCCGAUCCCAGCAUGAUGCAAAUAUCUCAGGGUAUGCUUGGCACCCCUUGGCUUCAGUCCUACCACUCCAGCUCCUCAACCAGCGAUCUCUCUGGUUAUGAGCAUGGCUAUCUGAGGAGAAGCCCUGACCAGUACAGUUCUCAGGGCAGCAUGGAAAGCUUGGACCACUCCUCCCCUGGCUACCAUCCUUGUCACCUGUCCCCAGCCAAAUCCACCAACAGCAUCGACCAGCUCUCCCACCUGCACAGCAAGAGAGAUUCAGCUUACAGCUCCUUCUCCACCAACUCCAGCAUUCCUGAGUACGCCGCUUCGCCGUUCAGCAAGGAGCACUCGUGCUCCACAGACAGCAUGCGCUCCCGCGGCAGCCUGCCGGAGGGCAUGAAGCAAGCUGACAUCAGGUAUGUCAAGACAGUCUAUGAUUCCCAGCGAAGGAUUUCUGAGGAGUACGAGGUGAAAUCCUCUGCUUUGCUUCCAAGCAGUGAGGCCCGGGCCUCUCUGGACGGCCGUGGCCAUGGCAGACUCCACAACUUCAGCCGGAACAACACAGCUCCCUCCUGGAUGCAGCCAGGCCAGGGCUGCUCAGACAGCGAAAGUAAACCCCACAAGGGACCUCCCUUGCCUCCCACUCGCAGCGACAGCUACGCAGCCAUCAGGCAUCACGAGAGACCCAGCUCAUGUUCUGGCCUUGAUCUGAACAAGCCUAGCCGAAGCCAGCUGAAAGGGUCCUGGUCUCCUCUUGUCAGCCCCCUCUCCCAGGGACCUCUGCUGAAGACCCACUAUGGAGAAGGGCAGCUGCAUACAGUGGUGGAGAAGAGCCCGGAGAGCAGCCCCACAGUGAAGCCCAAGCAGAGCUAUUCCCAGCCAGGGCAGCCCCUGCUGCCUACUGGGGUCUACCCAGUACCUUCUCCAGAGCCACACUAUGCCCAGGUGCCCCAGCCUUCUGCAAGCAAUAAUGGGACUCUUUUUCCAGCUCUGGCCAAAGAAAGUGGCUACUCUCCAUCUCUUCCAGCCUCAUAUGACAAAGGUGCAGCCAGCAGCACCCUGGGCUUUGAUGAGAAUGGAAACCAAAGUACUACAAACAGAUUGGCUGUUUUCUACGAGCCCCCAGAUGCUGAGAGAAAGCACGAUGCCACAGCAAAGCUUGUCCAGGAAAAACCUCAUAACACAGCAGGUCCAGAAGUCUACUUAAGCAUGUCAAGGAAGGAGGAGUUGUUACCCUCUUACAAGGUAGCACACAGCAACCGAGACACUGUGAGUCCUGCACAGGCCUCUAAACACAGCUUUCAAGCCCCGCAGAUCCAGCCAAGAGAUGCCGGUGAGAGAAAAAACCCCUACCAGCCCAGAGAGGACCGGGAAGAUGAAUCCCAGGCAGACAAAAAUGGCAACGUGCAGAUAAAUGAGAGAGAUGCUGCCACUCACCUCCAGUGGGGUCACAGCAAAUCCAGGCAGUAUAGCUUCUCUUCUUUGCAGAACAUCCCUGAGAGCUCCAGGAGGCAAAGCAGCUCUGAGCCAUGUGAAAAUUAUUCCAGUGCCAAGCUGUCCUACUUGAACAGCAGCAGCAAAGAGGAGAGGGAUCACAGGGGACAGUGGAGCAAUGCAGACCCGCAGGCCUUUGUGAGGCAGGACGAGGGCAAGAGCAUGGCCCCAUCCCAUGCUGUUGAGCCAAAAUACGAGGAGAUUCCUUUGCAGCACCCAAAGACCUCUGAUCUUGGGAGGAGCCGGCUCAGCUCUAGCAGCACCCAAGGUGUUCUUUAUGGCAAACCAGAUCCCAGCAAGUCCCGCUGCUCUGUGCUGGAGAAGGUCAACAAAUUUGAGCAGCGAGAGCAAAGCACUCAGCGGCCCCAGAGUGCUGGCGUUCCCAGCUUUGGCCAGCACUAUGGGCUCAGCAGGGUAAGCCAGCCUUCCAGCACCAAGAGCUCUCCAAACAGCCCAGAGGACACGCGGAGCAAACUUGGCACCCAGCUGCCCAGUGAGAUGAGCGGGGUCUCCAGCCCCUCUGUCAGGAACAGGAAGUUGGAAGAGGCUGAUUGGCGCUGUGUGGAGCUGCAGAUGGCAGCUUCAGCGAAGCUGGCAAGAUGCAAUGAGUACUAUGGCCCAUGUCCUGAAAGUGAAGUGCAGGUAAGGGUGGCUCAGCUACCAAGAAGCAAAAGCACAUUCCAGCUAGGAGGGGAGCCUGAGAAAGAAGUCCUCUGGAAGGACAACAUCCAGGAUGCCCACGGGUCACAGCUGGACACACCAUUCAACAGGGCCUACAGGAACAGCAUUAAAGACGCACAGUCCCGAGUGCUGAGGGCCACCUCCUUCCGGCGCAUCAGCCCCCCGUUUGCGAAUAUGCCCAAGAGGACGAUUCAGCGGCCUGCCUCGGCUCAUGUGGGCAUGAGGAGCAUGGCACCGUCUCCCCACACCCCAAAGGAGAGACACAGCGUCACGCCAACGGAAGGCAGCCUCUCUGCCCUCGACCACUCCAGGACACCGCACAUCUUGCGCAUCGGGGGCCGGAAGCGGCUGACAGCGGAACAGAAGAAGCGGUCUUACUCAGAGCCAGAGAAGAUGAAUGAGGUGGGCAUCUCUGAUGGGGAGCCCUCACCUUUCUCCUUCCAGAAGAAAGGCCUCCAUUUUGUAUUCCCAGAGAACACGGUGGCUGACAGGCGUAAGAUCUUUGAAAGGGAUGGCAAAGCUUCUUCCACAGUCAGCCUCUCUAAGCCAGAGCUCAAGCAACUCCAGCAGAAUGCCCUCGCCGACUACAUUGAGCGCAAAACGGGCAAACGACCAUCCUCACAGGACAUUGGGCUGCUCAGGGAGCGAUCCCACAGCUCCUACCUGCAAGCAGGUGGCCAGGACAGCCAGAGCCUUUCCUCUGCCUCCAGCAUGAAUUCUCUCCAGGAUCAGAACCUCUUCCGCCAGAGAGAGUUCACUGAGUGGAUAGCCAGGACAGGGCGGGUGUCUUCCACCCUUCCUCCGGGGCUGACGGGCUGCUUUGAUGGGAGUGGGGAUGAGCAGAAGAAAGGACACCGGGACAGCUCGAUCAUGAGCAGAUCGAAAACAGACAGGUGUUGGGAUUACAGAGCCAAAAUGGAGGUCACCAAAGGUACGCAGACAGAUCCUCUGCGCCCACAAGGCCAACCUUGCUAUGGGAAGAAGGAGCGGAGCUUUGAAACACCCGGGAAAUCUGGGAAAUCAGUGUCUGUGGAAGACUUGCUUGAUAGAUAUGACAAUCAGCAAAGGAAUGCAUAUGUCCCUGUGCACACACGUUCCAGAUCGUCCCCCACAGCGGAUAAAAACCACCAGGACCUGCUGAGAAGAGAAAGCAGUGAAUUUGGUGCCAUGGUGAGAGAUCCUUUCUAUGUAAUCAGUGCAGGAACCAGGUCUUCCAGCAAGAAAGAAAGAAGCCACUCAGAAAAAAUGACAUUUACAAGUUAUUAUCCCCAUCCGCCCCACGUCAGUGAGAUUGGCGCUGGGUCUUCCUCACUGACCAAGAACCAUAAAGUCUCAGAACUUUCCAGACAAGAUAGCAGGAGUUCUGCAUUUGUUUCAUCUCCAGCAGAGGCAAGGAGUCACUAUCCUGAGCAAAAGCAAGGCUUUAAAUCCAUGCUCCUCAUUCCUUCUGCAUCUAGCCAGUCCUCCCCUAGUACACCUGCCCAGACUCCCUCCGACUUGCAGGCCACAGGCGAUGGCCAGGCUCUGAGACAGCAUCAUGCCAAACAAGAUGCUUUUCCUCCAGGGGGCAGCAGUACUACUCAGACACAGUCUUUGGAUGCUCUUCAGGAUAGGUCCCUCGAGGCUCCCUCAGAGGAGAUUGUGUGCAGAAGGAAAGCAGGGCAGCUGCAAAGAUCCCUCCCACCCAGAGUGAUGUGGGCUCACUCAGUCAAAGACAACAGCUUGCCGCAUGCUGUGGUGCCUCCUCCAGCAGAUGGGCCAAAGUUCUCCCAGAGGUGGCAGUCCCUUCCGACACAGAGCAGCACUUCCUCUGACCCAGAGACUCCUUCUCCCCAGGCGACAACUCACCUCCGGAUCUCAGAGUCAUGCCUGCAGCUCACACCUCCACCGUUGCUGCAGGAUGAUGAAGACGAUGAGGUGUUCAUCAUGCCUUCCCAGCCUGCUGUCACUGCUCCAGCCUUCUCACCCCCACUGCCACCCCAUCCUCUUCCCGAGCUGAGCUCUUGCACUUCAGUGAAUGGCACGGAGGAAUUCCCACCUCCUCCCCCACCAACUGCACUUGAGGAAUAUGGGGCAGCUGGAGACAAAUCCAUCAGGCUCACAGAGGACAAAGUGAGCAGCUUCAAAAGCUUUUCCAAAGCCCUGGCCAAGAGGGAGAUAACAGGGUUGGGCACGAAUAGCAGUGAAAAUAAUUGGUCCUUCUCACCAUCUUUAUCAAAGAGGACUAAUUCUUCACCUACUGUGGAUAAGCAGCACCGAUCAGCUACUUCCUCUGAAGGGCCUCAAAGCUCUAAUGGAGAACCCACGACUCAACCUGAGGACAACCACAGAGAACCAGCAGUUAUCACCAGAGAGUCAGAAAAUGGCAGCGCAGACUCUGGGACACUCAACACAUGUCCUCCAGUGAAGACAAAGAAAAAAAGCCCAGAGGAUAUUAAGUCAGAGGCUUUAGCAAAAGAGAUUGUCCAUAAAGACAAGUCUCUGGCUGAUAUCCUGGAUCCUGACUCCAAAAUGAAGACAACCAUGGACCUAAUGGAAGGGCUUUUCCCCAGUGGAACCAGCUUGCUGAAGGAGAACAACAUGAAAAGGAAGAUGACACAGAAGAAAGCUAGCAGGACAGUAGCAGAAGAUAACAUGAAAGAAGAAAAGGAAGCUCCUGUAACUCUGGUCACCUGCCCUGCUUAUUAUAAUGUUUCAGCACCCAAAGCAGAACUACUGAAUAAAAUCAAAGACUUGCCAGAAGAAGUAGGGGAGGAGGAGGACCUGCUGGACAUCAACGAGAAGAAGGCUGAGCUCAUCGGGAGCUUGACCCACAAACUGGAAAUCCUGAAGGAAGCGAAGGAAGGCUUACUUGCAGACAUCAAAAUGAAUAAUGCUCUUGGAGAGGAGGUGGAGCUGUUGAUCAGCGAGCUAUGCAAACCAAACGAGUUUGACAAAUACAAGAUGUUCAUCGGCGAUUUGGAUAAGGUGGUGAACCUCUUGCUUUCUCUCUCAGGACGCCUGGCCCGGGUAGAGAAUGUUCUCAGUAGCCUAGGGGAAAAUGCCAACAGUGAAGAGCGGAGCUCUCUGAAUGAGAAGAGGAAACUGCUGGCUGGCCAGCAUGAAGAUGCCCGGGAGUUGAAGGAAAACCUUGACCGUCGAGAACGGGUGGUUUUGGACAUCCUGGGCAACUACCUCUCUGAGGAACAGCUCCAGGACUACCAGCACUUUGUAAAGAUGAAGUCCGCGCUCCUCAUAGAGCAGCGAGAGCUAGAUGAUAAAAUCAAACUGGGUCAGGAGCAGCUCAAGUGCCUGAUGGAAAGCCUCCCCACAGACUUCACGCCCAGGGAUGCAACAGCAGCAGCUGCCCUAGCUGCAGCACUUGCUACCUCUGCUGGAGUCAACGGUAAAACACUUCCAGCAGUCUCAUCCUCACUCUAACCUUUCCCAUGUGGACCUGGGGCAAAGUCUUCCUGCUUGAGUCUAUUUAAUCCGAGUACUGCGCAGAUGGUUCUCUACAGUGACAAUGAACAGAGACAGGUUUAAAACAAGAUUUCGGUGGAGGAAACAAAUAGCAAUAAUAAGGGUUUUAUUUUUCUUUCCUUCCACCACUGCUUCCUGGAAACUUAAAUCACUCUGGAGGGAACGAAACUAAAUUGUGUCUCCUCCUAACAGAGAUGAAGAAGAGACUCAUGAGAAUUAAACACGUUACUUUUAAUAAAAAAAAAAUCACGUCCUCUCUUUCCUGCUUUUCCUGCCUACCUGGCACCUCAUUAAAUAAUGAAGGAUCUAAAAGAAUGAAGCCUUAAAAAUAAAACCAACCCAUCCUACUGAACAUUAUUGAUAUUUAUGUUUUUUAAAGAACGAGGCGAUGUGUAAGUUUUUGUACAUACUCUAAUCAGUUGCUUGAUUCUACUUUGUUCUGUAUGUAGAAAAGACAUUUAAUUUUGUAUUUUGUGAAAACUUUAACAAAAAGAGGGAACCCCAAAGAUAGUGAUGCAUUAGCCCGGAACAUCUCUUUGUGGUUUUGUUGUUGUUAUUGUUUGUUUUUUUAAUAUAAUAAAAGGCUACCAGAAGAAGCUUCAA
Gallus gallus (chicken) is the source of this 12847-nucleotide messenger RNA. It is a transcript of the gene SHROOM3, whose product is annotated as shroom family member 3. The transcript is spliced from 9 exons. Gene Ontology annotation, biological process: actin filament organization. Bases 6638 to 12202 code for a protein of 1854 amino acids. Lineage: Eukaryota; Metazoa; Chordata; Aves; Galliformes; Phasianidae. The record is from RefSeq and is a predicted model, not a curated record. Gene Ontology annotation, molecular function: actin filament binding. Gene Ontology annotation, cellular component: cortical actin cytoskeleton; apical plasma membrane; adherens junction.